This is a messenger RNA of Closterium sp. Naga37s-1, 549 nucleotides long. The record is from the annotation of a GenBank genome assembly. Lineage: Eukaryota; Viridiplantae; Streptophyta; Zygnematophyceae; Desmidiales; Closteriaceae.
AUGGGCUUCGUUCCCGAAGGUCCGUCGGAUUCCACGCCGCUUAAGCCCGACAGCGAGUCGUCCGAAGCUCCCCCGCACGGCAGCGCAGAUGCCGCCGCGAGCCACGCGCCAGCCGCCGGCCUACCCGCCUUUCAGUACGCCCACCACCCGCACCACCCCCCCGCGCGCGGGGCGUAUCCGCCGCAGUUCCCGCCUCCCCCAGGCUGCCCGUCCGCGGUGGUGGUGGUGGCGCACGGGGCGAGCGGCGGCGAGUUCCCCGUGUUCUCGCCGGCGCCCAUCCCCGGGCUCUACAUGCUGCCGCCGCGGGUGCCGCCCUCGCCGGAUAUGGUCAUUCUGGGCUACGAGACCUGCGCGCCGCCCACGGGGUGCUGUGCGAUGGCGACGCUGAGCGGCGUGGGGUGGCUGGCGGCGAUCGUGGCGUUCAUCUUCUGCUGGCCGCUCACCUGCCUGCCCUGCUGCAUCCCGCAGCUGCACGAGAGGUGCCAGCGUCCCGUGUUCGGCUACCCUCCUGCUGAUCCCGCCCUUGGCUUCCCCGCAGCCCCUCUCUGA